Molecule: messenger RNA, 6099 nt
Organism: Mycena citricolor
Lineage: Eukaryota; Fungi; Basidiomycota; Agaricomycetes; Agaricales; Mycenaceae
Source: the annotation of a GenBank genome assembly
AAAUCGGUUUUUCUUCGUUCAAGCAUGCCGCCCUCCUACUGAAAGUAUACCAUUUAUACCCGCUAGAUCCGAAUGUUCCGCUGCCGACUCUAUGGGCCAUUUUGACUUCACGUGUGGAAAGAAUGGGCGAGAAUACGGCUGUGACUGACGGUCGAUCUCAGGCCAGAAGGCAGGAAGGACGAGUUCCGUCUCUCACCACAGAUCCUCCCAUACUCUUAUCUCGCCCCAAUCGGUCCCUACCUUUGUUCUCGCCACGCCGAGCACACGUGUAUCACUGCGAGCCUCGCUGGGUGCGCGUUCUGUGACGACCUCGGAUUCCGUCUUUCCCAACACGGACUGGAUCCGAACUGAGGCGCGGAUUCAAGGGAACAGGCUUGGAUCCAUGCGCUGUGUGGGCUGGAAGAUGAUGUGUGCUUGAGGCCAUGCACCCACCUCCUUCACACCUCUCACUCUACACCUCGCACCGUCGCCGUUUCAGCUGCAGCUCGAUGUCUGCUCCAUCGACGCAAGAACAAUCGCCGCACCCACAAUUGGCAUCGUCGCUCCCAGACCCGCUCCGCGCCCUGCCUGGAUACUCUGAAGCCAGCGCUCCACCUCCAAGCGCACUCCGCCCGAACCCGAAAUCCAGGCCGAAAUCGAAAUCGAAGUCUAAAUCCACCGAUCAGCAGCCGACGACGAGAUCCCGCAAACGCAACCCCGCACCGCGCCGGCACUCCCGUGACUCGCUCAUCGACAGCAUCGCCGCGCACCUGCUCUUCGUCCACCCCUCCAGCAGGGGGUGCACCCCGUCUCCGUCCCCGCCGUCGACGGCCGAGUCCGCGCUGGCGACGCUGCGCACGGUGCUCGACGCGCACGACGCACUCCACCGCGCACUCGCGCAGACACAGACGGACCUCGGCAUGAGUGCGGUGCAACUACGCGCGGCGCGGGCCGAGCUCGCGCGCACGGAGGCGGAGCUGGGGCGCACGGAGGCGGCGCGGAGGGCGGCGGAGGAGGGCGCGGCGAACGCGAGGGGGGCCGUACGGCGGAUGGAGGAGGAGAGGGCGGUGAGCGAUGCACGGGAGCAGGGGAGGAGGUUUGGGUAUGAGAUGGGGCUGACUGAGGGCAGGAUGGAGACGGAGGUGCGGCGGGUAGUUGCGGAAAGGGCCGUUCUUGCUGCUGCUGGGAGAGACCAGGCUGGGACGGCCGAGAGUAGGUCGCGGCCGAGAACGUCCAGGUCGUCCCGGGCCCCGACUCGGAUAGCCGGUGACGCCCAUGAAUCUUCCGUUGUGCGCCAUAGAUCCAUCAGAGCAACUUCCCCUCCUUCAGUUCCACCGAGUGCCGACAACAGCCCCUACGCGCCGACGCUGCCAGACCUCGCUGAAAGGUCCGCUAGAGCGAGAGUGCCGCGAAGUUCCAGCACACACGAGACGAGUCCCACCACCAGCCCUUACGCACCGACACUACCCCUCCACAUCUACCCUUCUUCGCCGACAGAUUCGUCUCUGUCACACUCGGAAUACCGGGACUCCCCACCACUCAGCUACGCAGUGACAGCUGGAUCUCAGGAGCUUUCUCCCCUGCCAAUGCACCAUCCGGAAUCUUUCCGUGACGAAAGAUCAGCUCUGUCGAGCGCAUCCGCACGACAUGCACGCCAACGCGCACCGUCGAAUGUCUCGACACGACUAUCCCAGUUCGACCUUCUUCGCUCCCCGGCAGAGACUCACAGCUCGUCCAGUCGACCUUGGCAUAUCGCUAAUCUUGGGGAGAGGGAUGUUUCUCCACUUAUCUCUAGCCAGAAUGCGGAGACGAGUCCCUACUCGAGGGUUCCCAGCGAGCUGGCCCUGCCUAUCCCGUUCGCGUCGCCCUCUGUGCGGCAGUCACCCAACGCCCCGAGGGCCGACUCCUACUUCCACCCCCACCACCACUACCACUACUAUUCCGCGUUCGAGCCGAUGUCGCCGCCGCGCCCGUCCGUUCCGGGGAUCGAUUUCCCACCGACUCCGCCGACGAGCAGUCUGCGUAUGGUCGGGCAGAAGCGCGGGGCCCUCUCGUGGCUCCGCAGACGGCUCAGUCGGCGGUUCUCGAGUGCGAGUUCGGCUGGGCAGAGGCCGGAGAUCGAUCCGGAGCCUGAAGCCUGAGGUCUCGCGUGUGCAAUCUCGCGUGGGUAUUGCCCGGCGUUGUGACUGGCGUAUGUGUAUCGUGCCAGCUGUUCUUUUGAUUCUAUGACUCGAUAUGCCGUAUGUUCUUCUAUGCUGUAUGCUAUCUCGAAAACCAUGCCUGCCUCAUUUGUUCUUCCAUCGCGCCAUCCCCAUCACGCCCGGUGUAUCACAGCCGUCUCCACGUCCUAGCAGACUGUUCACAGAUGCACAUAUCAAUGAACCCCGCAGAAAGCGACUGGACGGAUGAAGAUGAUAUGAUGCUUUGCACUUCUUGUGCGGCAGGCAGAUUCACCAGCUGAGACGUAAGGCUUUCAGGAUCAGGAGGUCUAGAGUGGCGUCGCUGCUGUACUCGGAAAACGUCCAUCUGCUGUACGUAGAUGUGGGUUGAUACGCACUCCUCGCACCGGCUUUUCGGCCGCGAUCAGUUGGGCCUGCAGUACAUAAGGUCUGUUACGUUGGCUGAGUUCUUCCUCGCUCAGAAUCCUCCGCGCAGUUUCGUUCUCGAUGACGGUCGGGAAAUCUCUCAAGCUCGUUGUCAUGGUUCUCUCUCUCGGCGCUCAGAGUGUGUUGGCCGGUAAAAGCAUGUCCGAGCGGCUCGCAGCGUGCGGACCGGGUCGGCAAAUUAUCGCCAAUGCCACGAUCGGCGGGGAGGCUCACUUCAGCAUUACCUCCUGCCCAGCGGCGCUCGCAGCCCGCGUCCCGGAGGCAGAGCCGUUGACUCUGGAGAAGAGGCAGACCUGCACAUCCUGCCCGUGCUCGAACGGCUCGUUCCCGUGCUACUGUAGCGCCCCAGGCCAGGCCGGAAACGAGCUGCUGAUCCUCGGCUGCAGCGGGUCGACGCCCGUGAACGCCUCGACGCCGGUGCCCGUCCCCGCCGACUGCACCGCGCUCGCGGGCCUCAUCGCGGGCGCCCCAGCCAGCCCUGGCCUCGACGCCGGCGCCCCGCCGCUCGUGAACGGAUUCUACAGCAUCCCGCGGGGCUCGAUCCUCGCGUGGAGCUACAAGGGGUGUGCGCUUGCGUUCUUCAACGACGUCGCGGGCGCGUAUGGGAUUUGCGCCGCGGAUCUGGGCCACACGGUGAAGGCGCUGGCAGGCUAUUGCUCUGGGGUCGAUAAUAUCGAUGGCCAGUUUAGGAAUAACCCUUUCAUGAGCGUUCUGGUGUAUAACCCAGCCGAGCUAUCUUGAAGGCUCCAGUUGAAUCGGAAUUUUUUCUUGGUUAAUCACAGGCGUACUGGGCGAGGAGUGAUCGGUGUUCUUUUUAUUGCUUUGAGAGCGGAAUAUACUCGGAUGCAUGCUAGGACUCGUCAUCUCAGUGAGCUAAUGAAUGACAUUCUCAGCGAGACAGAUCAAAGACAGGUCGAAGACAGGCUGACGUCCACGGGCCGACUAGCGCUUUGAUAGUUCUACAUAUGCAUCCCAAUAAUGGAAAAUCGAGCGUCAUCGAAACACAAAACGCACGUGUUUCACUCGGCUCCCAUUCGGCAUGUUGGUUUACUGCCCACUGCCGGUUCAUUCACACCUAAGACCUUUCUGAGAUACUCGGCCGGCCAUCUGUCCUAGAUCCACCCGUCUCGUAGGCUUUUACAUAACAGGUCACCGGACCUUGUAGCCUCUAUUAAUCAAACGCCUCGCGACAUUCAGGUUCUCUGGCCCAAACGCAAGCCCCGUCGCAGUUAUCUAUUCGCAGAUAGGGUACCCAUCCCACCCAAUGGCCUUGCUCCGGCCCUCCGUGGCUGUGUCAUAUUCUGCAGGGAGAUGGUUUCACGCCAAGGAUCCCACAGGACCGGCACUCCAAGUAGAGUUUCGCGGGAGAUAAUGGGCUCGGGUACCCACGGGGUUCUGAUGCUGGGCUCUGCUUGUGCGCUUGCAGCCCGUUUCGGGACUUGUAAAACGGGUUCGAGGAUCCGAUUAGGGCUUUUAUUCCGGUUACAACUAAAAGAGCCCCACUCUCUCCGGAAUGAACGUAACACAAUCUAUUGUCUGCCGUCAGAGUCUCUCUCGCUCUCGCUCUCUCCGUGGGCUUCUUGGCGGAUGGAAAUGGUAUAAAAUGUCUACGGCGCAGUUCAACGAUGAGACACACACUCCUCGCCACCAGUAAUUUCUAGCACGAACUCACUGUCUGCCAAAUGCUGAUAUCCUCCUUUUUCCUGCUCACUCUCCUGGCCGGUGGAGCGUGCGCCGUCCCCGCGGCCCAAAGUCCACUGACGAGCGUGGCCCUGGAUUAUGCGACCUUCACCGGCCGCGCGAACAAGACGACCGGACUGACGUACUUCCUUGGCAUGCGCUUCGCGGACGCACCUACGGGAGACUUGCGCUGGCGCGCCCCCGUCUCGCCCCCGUCGACGUCGCUCGGGCGAGUGAGCGCCACAGCAUACGGCUCGGCGUGCAUCGGCGCGUCGCAGCGCAACGCAGGCGCGACGACGAGCGAGGACUGCCUAUUCGCGAACGUGUACAUUCCCACGAGCGGUACGACCCCGACGAGCAAGCUGCCCGUGCUCGUGUUCAUUUAUGGCGGUGGAUUCGAGUCGGGCAGGUCGAGCAAGUUCCCGCCGGAGGACCUGCUGCCGGCGUCUACGCAGCCGCUGAUCCUCGUGACGUUCAACUACCGCCUGGGGCAAUUCGGGUUCCUCGCGGGGACACCCGUCCACGACGAGGGCGUGAUCAAUGUUGGGCUGCUCGAUCAGCAAGCGGCGCUGAAAUGGGUGCAGCGCUAUAUCAGCCUAUUCGGGGGAGAUCCUACGCGCGUCACGCUCUGGGGCCAGAGCGCCGGAGCUGGAUCGCUCGUGUAUCAUAUGAUAGCCCAGGGAGGAAAUGGUAACCAAGGGCUGUUCAGUCAGGCGAUCGGCGACAGUCCACCCACGCUCUAUCUUCCCUCCUACGACGAUCCCCACGUCACGGCCUUAUUCGACACCUUCAAUUCACUCGCAGGAUGCGACGAUGAAGGGGACGACAGUGCCUCGAUUAUGGAUUGCCUGCGGAGUGCAUCGACCGCGACGAUCGCUUCAGCAGGCGCGGCGACUCUGGACGCUCUGCCGGAUGCGCUAUUCCCGCUCGGGCCGAUUCUCGAUGGCGUGUAUCUCACCCAACGGACCUACGACGCGUUGUCGAGCGGGAGCUUCAUGCGGGUGCCCGCCAUAUUCGGCUCAAACACGAACGAGGGCGCGCGCUGGUCCGCCACCAUCACCGAUCCGAGCGCCAACACGUCGAGCCCGGACGCGGACGAGGACACGGUGUACAACUUCCUCGUGGGCCAGUACCCGACGCUCACGCAGGACACGUUCUCCGCCGCCGUUGCGCAGUACUACCCCCUCUCGGCCUUUGCAGGGAGCUUCAGUCUGCAGGGGCAGCAGAUGUACGGCGAGCUGCGGUACAUCUGCACGUCGCUGCUGGGCGCGCGGUCCGCCGUGGCGCAGGGGCUCCCUGCUUAUGGAUACCGUUACAAUAACCCCCUCAGAGGGUCUAAUCACGGCGACGAGCUUGACUCGUUCUUCCUGACCCCGCCGACGGUCAAUGCGGCCGAUGCGGCCCUCGUGUCCAACAUGCGGCAGUACUGGACGUCGUUCGCCACCACCGGGACGCCAGCCGCUGCAGGAGCGCCCGUUUGGUCUACUUUUAAUGUUCCGGCGACGCCUCCUGGCACCCGAAUCCUCCUCCAGCCCGGUGGUGUGGCGAUGGAAGCGGUCGAUUCGGGGUUGCUGGAUCGUUGCGCAUUCUGGGCAAGCGUCAAGGACGAGCUGUACAUUUGAAACCCAUAGAAGAGCAGGCUAACGAUCGCCAUUGGUGGCAUGACACUUGAACUGGACAUUCAUGAUCCCAAACUCAAACUGUUGUACUUUACGAGAACAUUUAUACAUGUUGACGACAUACUCCCCGUAUAUAUCUACACCAGAGCCCAAAUCCAACUCACCAGUCUGACCGGAAUGUUUUCAAUCAAACGUGAGCCUCUGGAACAGUUGCU